CUCCUCUCUCCCUCUGAUCAGUGGGUGAGAGAGGGGGGAGACAGCAGCACACAGCGGAGAACCCGGCGUUCGCCUCCGGUAAAAAAAACAACCGCCCCGCGUUCACACCUUCACGCGCCGUUACGCAUGUGGACGUCCAGCCUCACCCUGCUCUCUGUUUCUGCCCCUUCCAGUGGUCAUCCUCUGGUCGGAUCGUCCUGUGCAUCUCACCUGGAUCCUGACUCUGAAUGACGGGCGGAAGGUUUGACUUCGACGACGGUGGCACUUACUGCGGGGGGUGGGAGGAUGGAAAAGCCCACGGACACGGCAUCUGCACCGGACCCAAGGGCCAGGGCGAGUACGCGGGGUCCUGGUCGCACGGAUUCGAGAUAGUGGGGGUGUACACCUGGCCCAGCGGGAACACCUACCGGGGCUACUGGUCCCAGGGGAAGCGGCAUGGACUCGGUGUGGAGAAUAAGGGGAAGUGGAUGUACCGCGGGGAGUGGAGUCAUGGCUUUAAAGGGAGAUACGGGAUCCGCCAGAGCCACAACACACCUGCGAGAUACGAUGGCACCUGGAGCAACGGGCUGCAGGACGGGUACGGGAUCGAGACCUACGGAGAUGGCGGUACCUAUCAGGGUCAGUGGAUGGGGGGGAUGCGACACGGUUACGGCGUGCGUCAGAGCGUCCCGUACGGCAUGGCGACUGUUAUCCGCUCUCCUCUGCGCACCUCCUUGGCCUCGCUUCGCUCCGAGCAGAGUAACGGCAACGUGCUGCAGGACCUCUCCUCGCCCGGCGACGCGCCCGCAGGCAGUCGCGGCGGCUUCGUGCUGAACUUCCACUCCGACAGCGAGGUCGUCACCAAGAAGAAGGGCCUCUUUCGUCGCGGAUCGCUGUUCGGGAGCCUCCGGCAGCUCAGGAAAUCUGACUCUCGGACGUCCAUCUCCAGCAAACGCAGCUCCGCGAGAAGUGACGCCGCAAUGAGUCGCAUCAGCUCAAGCGACGCCAACUCCACCAUCUCUAUCGGUGACGGAGAGCUGCCGGACGAGGAUUUACCACUGGAGGACCACGUGGACGCCACCACCACCGAGACCUACAUGGGCGAGUGGAAGAACGACAAGCGAAACGGAUUUGGAGUUUCGGAGAGAUCCAACGGGAUGAAGUACGAGGGGGAAUGGCUGAACAACAAGCGCCACGGGUACGGGUGCACGGUUUUCCCAGAUGCCACCAAAGAAGAAGGGAAGUACAAAAAUAACGUGCUGGUGCGUGGAAUAAGGAAGCAGUUGAUUCCUCUUAAAAACCCCAAAACCAAAGAGAAGGUGGACCGAGCCGUGGAGGCGGCGCAGAGAGCGGCAGCCAUCGCCAGGAGUAAAGUGGAAAUAGCUGCUUCCAGGACGGCUCAUGCCAGGACAAAAAGCGAAGCUGCAGAUCAGUCCGCCAUCUCUGCCGUGCACGACUCAGAAAUCGCCCGAGCCGUCGCCAGAGAGCUCGCCCCGAACUUCUACCAACCAGGGCCUGACUACAUCAAACAGCCUCAGAAGGAGCCAGUGGAUAUUAAAGAGGUCCCUGUUGAAAAGACGGAGAAACCCAACAAAGAUUCUCCCCAAUUCUACCGAAAAGGCACGACUCCCCCUCGUUCCCCCGUGGCAAAUGCCGUGGUCACGCCUCCCCCCUCGCCUCACUCCAGCAAGAAGAAGAAGGAUCAGCUUCCCAACAGCAGCAGCAGCCGCAAAACCAGCAAGGAGGAGAAACCCUCCCGGAAAACCAGCAAGGAGGAGAAACCCUCGCAUAAAACAAGCAAGGAGGAGAAGACGAAGUCAGGCAGGAAGUUGAGUAAAGAGGAAAGAGUCCCUGUUGCUGAGGCUCCCCCAAAACCUGCUAAAUCUCAGCCUCCCCCUGCAUCUGUAUCUCCUCCUCCUUCAGUCCCUGUUAAUGGAGAGGUCCAUAGUGAGUACCACAGCUACUACGUCAAAGCCCCAACGAGGGUCCGUCCACCCCCAGACCCCGAGGAGGAUAGAGAAGAAGAGCCAACCAUCCUGGAUCUGGCACGAAUGCCCCCACAGCCCCCAAAAUCCUACAGCAUCACUCCGAAACCUUCUCUACGGGAGAACAAGAGCGACCCCAAACUCAGGAAGCAGGAUUCCCUAAAGCCAAAGAGCCUCGCAGACGCAAAGAAAGCCAGCAUGGAGAUCGCAGACAGCAUGGAGGAGACAGGUCCUAACUCGGUCCUUGUUGCUAUGGUUAUGCUGCUGAAUAUUGGCCUUGCAAUUAUAUUUGUCCAUUUUCUGACAUGAUGAUGCUGUUUCUCAGUGAAACCUUCGCGACCGGUACAGUUGCAUCGCCGGCCUUGAAAAAAGAAAAUGGCGCCCAGUGAGACACGGGGUGGCGGCCGUAGGAGAAUCAGGAAGUGAAGGUGAAGGCCCCCCCCAAAAAAACACCACCCUGUCAGGGGCCUUUUCUUCGGGGGCCACACCUGUCGAUUAGCAGCUCCUCCUGGGGGGGAAAUGUCGUGUCUAGUGAGAUGAUAAAUAAAAAUAAAAAAAGUUUAAAAAUGCCACACAGUGUGGGAAACGGACGGUCGCAGGAGUGUGGAGAUGCACUUUGAAAUAUGACGGGAGCAAACAGCUGCCUUUCUAUUUUGCCAUCUGACGUUUUGAUGGGGAGAUGUGAGAAGGCGACCCUUUUGGGGGGGGGGGGCAUCGCUGAGGGAGGGACUCGUUUUCUGGGGUUACACCAAAUCCUGCAAGAGGAAACUGCUCCACGGUCACUCAGUCUUACUCUGUUCACACAACUCCCUCCACCGUUACCCAGGAUGCACUGCUCUGAAACCUCCCCGUGCAUGGUACAGUUUUAACAUCUCGUUUGAUUUAUUUUUGUUCGUUGUUGAAUGUUGCUAGUAGUUGAAAAAGGAACAUUUCUCCCCACUCUCAUUUAGUUUCCCCCCUUUUUUGUUUUAUUAAGUUGUAAUUUGACAUUACACGUUACUGAAAGUGCAAUAUGUUUUAUUUUUUCAAAGAAAAGCUUAUAGUAUAUUUUGCCAAAAAGAAAAAAGAAGGGGGGGUAUAGUAAUAUAUUAAAGAAAAUCCUUAUUUUCCAUUUAUUUUGUCAGACUCUCAUCAUUUAAAUUCUCUGGUUUUGAGCCGGUUGUGUUGAGGGAGGAGGUUUAAAAGCUACGUAGCUCUGAGAGAGUGAAGUAACAAAUGUCUUAUGUUAUUUAUUAAACCAGAAGGAAGGAAAUGAAGCCGUUUGAGUUCCUCUGUCCUUUUCUUUUUGAGUUGAAUGUCUCCACUAAAAUGCAAAGACUGGGUGGGUCAGGUGGAUCAGGAAGUUGGGUUUAUUCAGGUCGAGGCCAUGGGGAAUGUGGCGCCAGGGAGAGAUGCCUUUAAAAAGUCUUUAACAGAACUUCUGUUUACCUCAGAAAGAGAUGAGGAAGGGGGGAGGGGAAGAGAUGCCGUCCUUGUCUUAACUUUGUCGCCGUGCGGGGGAUAUUCGACUGUUGUCAUCGCCUGACUCACGCUUUAGAGCCUCUGUUUGUAGUCUUUGUUGCAGAAAUGGCAUGAGUUUCUUUGAUUUAAAAAAAAAAAGUGGUUAUUUAUAUGCAUUUUUCUGUCAUCACGACCGAGGUUAAUUAUUUAUUCAAUGUACAAUCGAUGGUCAUCAUUCAAAAACAAAAAGGGCUUUCUAUGGUUUUAUUUGCUGCACACAUCACAUAUUCAGAUAUUAGCAAACAAUAUAUUAAAAUGUGGACAUCAACGCAGACCAGGACACUAAAUUAUUUAAGAUUUUAUGACAAAAUGUGAUGCAUUUUUUUUCACCCUCUUUUUGCCACGCCCUCUUUUCUUGUUUUAACGUCUUCACGCGAGCGCGGUGGAGCUUCGGAGGGUUUAACAGAACAGUUCAUGGGAUAUUUUUGGAAAUGCAGCAUUGCAUGUUGGAGUCAUUUAUAUAUAGAUUAUUAUAUACUAUUUGUAAGGAUUUUUACAGAGCACAAUCCAGAAUCUGGUAUAUGAGUUGGUAUUUUUCUAACAAUUUGCACACCUGUAUUUUGACAAUGAAUAUAACUUGUUUGUAAUUGGUAAUGUAAUGCACAUAUGAUAAUGUUUGACAGUGGAUAAAAACAUACUUUAUUUCUAAUUGGUUGUACUGUAUGUACCAUUUUGGGGAUGUGAAAGGCAGAUGUAUUGUUUGAGUAUUUUCGGAAAUGACGAGGAACUGCGGGAGACUUUUGAUAUCUCAAGGUUCAUGUUACCCCACUGAUUUGUGCAAAGUCUUUGGAGAUGAAGUUAUGUGUAUAACAAUAAAGAUGUUAUGCCUUGUUAAAA
Trematomus bernacchii (emerald rockcod) is the source of this 4301-nucleotide messenger RNA. It is a transcript of the gene jph1a, whose product is annotated as junctophilin 1a. The transcript has 6 exons. Gene Ontology annotation, cellular component: sarcoplasmic reticulum; junctional membrane complex; plasma membrane. The record is from RefSeq and is a predicted model, not a curated record. Bases 228 to 2273 code for a protein of 681 amino acids. NCBI's taxonomy places the organism in Eukaryota, Metazoa, Chordata, Actinopteri, Perciformes, Nototheniidae.